AUGGAGGUCAUAAGCGUCAAGCUGAGUUCUGGAGACGUUCAUCGUCGAUUCAAGAUACGGGGCAAUGAUAUGAGUGAACUCUUCAAGGAUUUGACCGAGAACCUCUCUCAGAUUUCUCAAUCAACAGGAGAAUUCGAUGCCGCAUGGCAAGAUGAAGAUGGUGACAACAUUGUGAUCACUCGCCCCGUGGAACUUGGAGAAGCCAUCGAAGCACGCAAAGAUGCGACCCUAAGACUUCACUCAGUAGAAAAGAAAGUUGAAAAGGUUGAAUCGAGGCCGGAUAGCAAAGCCCAGACCACUGAACAGAGAACUGGUCCUUCAGAAGGAGCUGUCCAUAAGGAUGUGCUAUGCGAUAUGUGCGAUGGUGUGGUGAUCGGAAUCCGAUAUAGGUGUCUCCUCUGCGUCGACUACGAUUUGUGCCAGAACUGUGAAAGAACCGGAGUUCAUGCUCAUCAUGGUAUGAUCCGCAUUGUGGAUCCCCUACGUACCUUUGUGCCAUGGGGUGCUCGCCUGAGAUACAUGCCAUCAGGUCGUCAACGUGCGACCCAACAGGAGAAGGACCAGCAGCUGCACGAGAAAGCCCAACGAAUACAGGAAUGCGAAGGAUCUCCUGGUUCGUACUGA
Messenger RNA from Cooperia oncophora, 624 nucleotides. The record is from the annotation of a GenBank genome assembly. NCBI's taxonomy places the organism in Eukaryota, Metazoa, Nematoda, Chromadorea, Rhabditida, Trichostrongylidae.